This is a messenger RNA of Archocentrus centrarchus (flier cichlid), 2307 nucleotides long. It is a transcript of the gene gja10b, whose product is annotated as gap junction protein alpha 10 b. Gene Ontology annotation, cellular component: connexin complex. The record is from RefSeq and is a predicted model, not a curated record. Gene Ontology annotation, biological process: cell-cell signaling. Lineage: Eukaryota; Metazoa; Chordata; Actinopteri; Cichliformes; Cichlidae. Gene Ontology annotation, molecular function: gap junction channel activity. The transcript is spliced from 2 exons. Bases 184 to 1626 code for a protein of 480 amino acids.
AAAUGUUGCCACACUUGAACCUACAAUUUGAUUAAUGGCCUUAUGCUAAAAUACUGAGAAAAAGGACUCUAGAAAGCAAGUAAGUAAAGCACAUUUUACAGCAUCAUUUAAAUUUGUAGAAAGCUCUGCAAACUACUCAGGUUUUCCUUUAUUCACUGACAGCUAAUAAUAUUAUGACAGAAAAUGGGGGAUUGGAAUUUAUUAGGGAGUAUUUUAGAAGAGGUCCACAUUCAUUCCACCAUAGUCGGGAAGAUCUGGCUCACAAUCCUCUUCAUUUUCCGGAUGCUUGUGCUCGGCGUUGCGGCUGAGGAUGUCUGGGAUGAUGAGCAGAGUGAGUUUGUUUGCAACACAGAGCAACCCGGCUGCAAGACCGUCUGCUACGACCAAGCUUUUCCCAUCUCACUCAUCCGCUACUGGGUCCUGCAAAUCAUCUUUGUGUCCUCACCAUCUCUGGUCUACAUGGGUCAUGCCUUGUAUCGUUUGAGGACCCUUGAGAAACAGAGGCACAGGAAGAAAGCCUGUCUGAAAGCUGAGCUGGAAGGCACAGAUCCUAUCCAGGAAGACCAUAAGAGAAUCGAGAGAGAGCUCAGGAAAUUAGACGAACAGAAGAAAGUAAGGAAAGCUCCUCUCAGGGGCUCCUUGCUGCGUACAUAUGUUUUCCACAUUUUGACCAGAUCUGUGGUGGAGGUGGGUUUCAUUAUAGGACAGUGUGCUUUGUAUGGUAUUGGACUGUCUCCUCUUUAUAAAUGUGAAAGGUUGCCUUGCCCUAACAGUGUUGAUUGUUUUGUGUCACGACCAACAGAGAAGAACAUUUUCAUGGUUUUCAUGCUGGUUAUUGCUGGAGUUUCUUUAUUCCUCAACCUCCUGGAGAUUUUCCAUCUGGGGGUGAAGAAGAUCAAACAGAUCUUGUAUGGAUACAAAUAUGGGGAUGAUGAGAGCGUGUGCAGGUCAAAGAAGAACUCCGUGGUGCAGCAGAUCUGUGUGCUCUCCAAUUCCUCACCACAGAGAUUAAUGCAGGUCACACAGAUGACCUGCUCUGUUGUACCUGAUACUCAUGGGGAAACUCAGCCUUUGAAUUUGGCCUUAGCAGCUCCUCAGAAGCAGGAAGGCUUCAACAUCUCCAACCAGCAGACAUACCACCCAAGCCAAACUGAAAUCCAAGGUCUACAACAGCUGUGUGCCAUGGAACGACACUACACUCUGGAAAAUAGAAAGCCCUCAUGCAGCAGUGAUGAUUCAAAUGGACCCCAUGGCUCUGGUAAACCACACUAUGCAGGACCUCAACCUAUGCUGAUGCCUGGCCACAUGGAGAUCCCAGCAGCCCUGAGGAACCCACAGAGGAAACAGAGCAAAGUGAGUGUAUGCAAGGAGCUCAGUGACAUGAGUGAUUCUCCAGAGAGUGAACACUAUCCCACAGCCAGAAAGUGCAGUUUUAUGUCCCGAGGACUGUCAGAAGGAAAGCUGGCCAGUCCAUCUGACAGUGGAGACUGUCAGAGUGGAACAGAUGAUGCGUCCCAGCACUCCAGUCAGGAGGAGAGUCCAGUGAUGGCCCCACCGCCUCCAGCUGGAGGGAGGAGAAUGUCCAUGAGCAUGAUUCUGGAGCUGUCUUCAAUCAUGAAAAAGUAAACUAUAAAGUACAGUUUUGGGACUAACCAGGAGCUGUAUGGGAGUUCUAAAGGAGCCAAGUGAACCUGAUCUCAAAGUGAAAUUCAUCCUGUUUCUCAGCAGCAACCUUGUAUGUUGUGCUUAUAUACUAUGCUUUCUGCACAGACACUUCAGUUAUGUUAACACACUGCAGGGGUGGUGCUAAGAUGUGUCCAUGCGUCGCUGAAUGCUUGGAAGUUGUCACUGGAUGCAUUUUGGAACUAGAACUUCACCCCAUAACACAUCCAAUAAAUUGUAAGUGGAUAUGUGGUAGACGCUUGUUUUCCAACUCUCCGAAACCACAAAAUAUCUGCACCAUUCUGAACACAUUACUUUUGCAUUGGCUUUCAUGGGAAAACGUUCACCUCCAAAAACAAUUUGUCCAUCAGCUGAUGACAGUCAUAAAUUUAGACACCAUUGGGACAGGUUUCCACUUUCAAGGUGGCAGCACCUAGGCUUUCACAGAAUAUAUCACUGAAGGAGAGAAAGUGGUGACCUCUCCCAGAAUAGUGAUGAUGAACUGUUAUAACAGCAACUUUCUGUGGACCAAGAUUUUUCAUUUAGUAAAUGAUUUAGUAAUUAAUAAACAUAUUGAUUUAUUUUGCCUUACAGAAACCUGUUUACAGCAGGAUGAACAUGUUGGUUUAAAUGAAUCAACACCCC